CAGUGAAUCCCUAAAUAACUUCUCCUUAUUUAGUGAUAUAAUCGCAGAAUUCUCACCGGAUAUCGACGUUCAGCCAUAUGGACCAAAAAGCAAUUUCUAUCUGUGUGAACGUACUCGCAAGCGAACGCUAGUGGAAUCGUUCCAGAACAAGGCCACGGUGUUUUCUGGGGUUGUGCUAGGCCUCACAUCCGUUUCCGCCAUGAUCGGACACGCAAUCCGACGUCAUUUCAUUCCCGAGCGAAAGCAAAUGUACGAAAAUCUUGGUGUUACAUAA
Strongylus vulgaris is the source of this 274-nucleotide messenger RNA. NCBI's taxonomy places the organism in Eukaryota, Metazoa, Nematoda, Chromadorea, Rhabditida, Strongylidae. The record is from the annotation of a GenBank genome assembly.